GUUACAAAACUUCCGGUAGGAGGUGAACAGAACGGCCACAACAAUUUUGCCAGAAUGGCGUGGUAACUGACGAUCGGCAUAAAUAUAUAUGAUGCAGCCACCUCCUAGAAAGGUAAAACACGCUGCCGUUUUGAAAAACAUACAUUCAGAACAGGUGUCAAAGCUUCAAGCAAAACAUCAACAAGAAUGUGAAUUACUGGAAGAUAUCAGGAAUUUUAGUAGACAGAGAUCAAUAAUAGAGAAAGAAUAUGCUCAGAGCCUGCUGAAAUUGACCACAAGCCUUUUGAAAAGAGAAUUUUCUGCCACACCAGAUCUUACAACAGAUGAUGGCCAUGAACAUAAAACGGCUUUGGGAGUAUGGAGGACAAUUCUGGAAGAGACAGAACGACUCGCCAAGGCUCGCCUUCAGGCAGCUGAAAUAUACAUGGAGAAAAUAGCUGAGCCUUUGAAACCUCUUAAAUCUGCAAAAAUACAAUGUUAUAAAAAGAUGGUACCCCAGUUGACCACCUAUCAACAAGAAGUUAGUCAGACUGUGAAUGAGAUGGUCAAAUCACAGAAAACCUAUAAUAUUGACCAGACACUGACCCAUGAUGCAAGACAAAAAUCUGCUGAGGCUAACGACAGAUUAUCAAGAAAAUCUACAGGAAUUUUCACUUCCCUUGCAAGUUUACAGAAAAAUUGUGCCAAGUUAAAUACCCGACGAGACGGAUGCGAAGUCAAAUCUACAAACUCACGAAAUGAAUAUUUAUUAUGUUUAGCUGCAAGCAGUGCUCAUCAACAUCGGUAUUACUCAACAGAUUUACCCGAUCUCAUAGACACAUUAGACGGUGAUAUGUACGACCAUAUUAGAGAUUAUUUUCUGACCUAUGGGAAAGCUGCAUUAGAUGUCAGUACUCAGGAAAAAUCUGCUUGUGAAAAUAUAUUCACUGAAGCUGAUUUAAUUGACAGAAAUUUUAAUCACCAGUGCUUUCUAUAUUGUAAUAAAAUAUUAACAGACAAAGUGCAAUACCAGUUUGAACCAUGUCAUAACGAUAAGUGCAAUAAAAUAUCCAAGGAACAUGGAGCAGACCUUCAAGUUGAUAAAGAGGCCAGAAAAUGGGCCACAAAAAUAGCCAAGGAGACCAAAGCCAUCAGGGACCAUGAAAAAACACUCAAGGCCCUUGAGGCCACUGCAGCAGGAGAUUUGGGAUCUGACUCUGGAACAGGAAUGGAAAACAAUCAACAAGAGAUUGAACAGAAAAUAGAAGAAAUGAAACAGCACAUCAGGAAAGCUGAAACUGCCAAAGAUAAGGCUGAGGCCAGGAUAGAAAUGCUCCGAGAUUCUGGAGUAAAUGUUGAUGAAUGGUUAGCCAGUGCUCAGGCUGAAAGUUUGCGGGUAGAAGAAGAUGCAAUGUCCAGAAGUUCUAGUCAAGUGUCUGUUAGGAGUGAUAGUACAGGAAAGAUGAGCAAUGAAAUAGAACAAACGUAUACAAAAUAUGAUGAUGAUGAUGAUUUCAUUGAUGACACAUUUGAAGCUACAAAAUAUGACGAUAGUUACCUCUCACAUGGAAGUUCUGAACAUGCAUAUCCUGUGCCAAAGAGAUGUCGUGCUAUUUAUGAUUUUCAGGCCAGUAAUGGAGAUGAACUUGACAUGGUGGAAAAUGAACAAUUAGAAAUAAUCAGUAGUGGUGAAGGUGAUGGCUGGGUCAAAGGUCGAAAUCAUGAAGGUCGUGAAGGUUACAUUCCAGAGAAUUAUGUAGAAUUUUUUGGAGACAAUGAAAAUAUUGAGUUUCAUCCUGUGACUCAGUCUGACUUUCAUGGGCAAUCACCUCCACAGACUGAGGUAGUGUCGCCCACCUCGUCAAUAGAUCCAAUGAGACAGGAAGUGACAUCAUAUUCCUCUAGUGACAUGGAGGUACAGAUGACAACCAAUACAAUGCCAGUAGAUAAUCCUGAUCUGUCAGAUGGAAUUUGGGCCAGAGCCUUGUAUGACUAUUCAGGUUUAUCUGACGAGGAAUUAUCAUUUAAUGAAGGAAUGAUAAUAAAAGUUCUACGUAAAGAUGAUAACGGUGUGGAUGAUGGCUAUUGGGAGGGAGAAAUAAACGGGAAAGUUGGUGUCUUCCCGUCACUGGUAGUGGAGGUACUACACUCGGGUUUGAAGGUUCUUCCACAGUUAUCUCCCCCACCUGUCACCAUAACACCGGCCACACCAGCUGAGGAGAUUGCUCCAUCACCAUUAUCACCAUCAUAUAAACAAGGUGACACUGUAGAUGAUAUAGGUAGUCAAAGAAAUGAACAGAUUUCAAAAAAGGUCCGAUUUACCUCAACCUCCCUGAAUCAACAACACCACAGUGGAUAUAAUAGUUAUGAUGAUUGUGAUUAUUAUGAUUAUGAUUUUGAUGAAGAUGGAGAAGAAUCUGUUGUAUGAGGACGGCAUCAACUGUAAUUGUUUUGUACUGACCUUUACCAGGAGAUGAGGUCAGGAUCAACUGUAACAGUUUUAUACUGACCUUUACCAGUGGAAUAAUCUUUUGUAUGAGGUCGGGAUCAACUGUAACAGUUUUAUACUGACCUUGACAAGGAGAAUAAUCUGUUUUAAAGGCAGGACCAAGUAUACAGAAGGGAAAUAACUCUUUUAAUUCCAAGGAAAAGGUUAUAUGCCAGCUGUGUUAUGAUGACCUCAGUGAGGUCAAGGACAAAAGCAUCAACUUUAUGUAGGAAUAUCCACUGCAGUUGUGAUCAGGGUUAAAACAAAUUGUGCAUUAUAUCGUAGAUAUGCAAGUUUAGUGCUAUUAUCAUGUUGUUUUUAUAACAUUUGUACUUGAAUGUUCUAAUUAUUCAGUGACCUUUUGAAAAGGUCAAUAUUAUAAAUACUGAAUUGAAUCACAUCUUUGUUGUCAAGAUAUAUGACUUAUUUAUAGCAUGACAAUUGUGUAUUGGAUUUUUAACAAAAAUAUUUGAUAUUGUUUUAUAGACAAUCUAGCAUAUGAUAAAGUUUGUCAGAUACGAAACUUUUGUAAAGUGAGCUGUUGUUUCAAAUGUUAACAAGAUGAACAGGCUUCUUGCUCCUUUGA
This is a messenger RNA of Mytilus trossulus (common blue mussel), 3053 nucleotides long. RefSeq names its product F-BAR and double SH3 domains protein 2-like. The record is from RefSeq and is a predicted model, not a curated record. The transcript has 20 exons. Lineage: Eukaryota; Metazoa; Mollusca; Bivalvia; Mytilida; Mytilidae. Gene Ontology annotation, cellular component: recycling endosome; neuromuscular junction. Gene Ontology annotation, biological process: regulation of actin filament polymerization; neuromuscular synaptic transmission. Gene Ontology annotation, molecular function: protein binding. Bases 89 to 2407 code for a protein of 772 amino acids.